This is a messenger RNA of Cuscuta campestris, 1647 nucleotides long. The record is from the annotation of a GenBank genome assembly. NCBI's taxonomy places the organism in Eukaryota, Viridiplantae, Streptophyta, Magnoliopsida, Solanales, Convolvulaceae.
CCUGAACCUAGGCCUACCCGUGGUGGGUUCAAUUGGGGGCAACAAAAAGAAAGGAGAUCAAGAGUGGGGCCGGAGUAGUGUGUGCGUGCCUUAUCCAUCCAUAUUACAAAGCCACACAUUCAAAGUCAAAAACUCACUGUCUCAGAAACCUACAAAGCAUCACACAAACAAAAAUGGUGAGCCUGGUGCCCAAUAAUCUUCUUGCACAACCCAAACACCUCCCUUCUUUGCCCUCCAUCUAUUCAUCAUCCUCUUCUUCUCUCUCUGACUUCUUCAAUGGCGCCCAGUUACCUGCAACUGCCCAGUAUAAGAAAAAGGUGGCAGUAUGUGAGCCAAAUGGGGGACUGCAGAUUUCUGCAAGUGCCAAAAAGGUCCUUAUUAUGGGGGGCACCAGAUUCAUAGGUGUCUUUUUGUCAAGGCUUCUUGUCAAAGAAGGGCACCAGGUCACUCUUUUCACUAGAGGAAAAGCCCCAAUUACACGCCAAUUGCCGGGAGAAUCAGAUGGAGACUUUGCUGAUUUCUGUUCCAAGAUAUUGCACUUGAAGGGAGAUAGAACGGACUAUGAUUUUGUUAGGAGAAGUAUAUCUGCUGAAGAUUUCGAUGUUGUGUACGACAUAAAUGGGCGAGAAGCAGUUGAAGUAGAACCCAUAUUGGAUGCAUUGCCUAAUCUUGAACAGUACAUAUACUGCUCCUCUGCCGGAGUUUAUCUCAAAACUGAUUAUUUGCCCCACUACGAAACAGAUGAAGUUGAUGAAAAGAGCAGGCACAAAGGGAAGCUGGAGACAGAGAGGCUAUUGCAAUCACGAAGCAGCCUUAGUUGGACUGCCAUAAGACCGGUCUAUAUAUAUGGGCCAUUGAACUACAAUCCAGUCGAAGAGUGGUUUUUUCACAGGCUCAAAGCAGGCCGCGCUAUUUCAAUUCCCAACCCCGGGAUGCAAGUGACCCAACUCGGUCAUGUCAAGGAUCUUGCAAGAGCCUUUGUUCGGGUUCUUGGCAAUGAAAAAGCAAAGGGACAAGUGAUUAACAUAUCUGGAGAGAAAUAUGUCACCUUUGAUGGAUUUGCAAGGGCAUGCGCGAGGGCUGGUGGGUUCCCGGAACCUGAGAUUGUUCACUACAACCCCAAGAAGUUUGAUUUUGGUAAAAAGAAAGCAUUCCCAUUUCGUGACCAGCAUUUCUUUGCGUCGGUUGAGAAGGCAAAGCAGUUGCUGGGGUGGAAACCGGACUUCGGGCUGGAGGAAGGUCUUAGGGACUCCUACAACCAUGACUUUGGCCUCGGCACCUUCCGGAAAACAGCUGAUUUCUCAACGGAUGAUUUGAUUCUUGGGAACUUUUCCUAAAAUCCCCCCUUUUCAUUGUGCACAUUAUUCUGGAAAUGAAAAUGAAAUGGUUCUGCAGCACAAGCAUAGAUCUAAACGAAGGGCUAAAUGAAUUUUUAUUGCAAACAUAUAAUAAAAAAAAUAAACAAAUACUCUGAAAACUUCAAAAAGAAUUGCAAUGUGUGGGUCCAUUAUCUCUUCCCCAUGUUUUUCUCCAAAAAAUCCUCACCACCACAAAGAUAUCACAUUCCUGCAAUGGCCAACCAUUGUCUUGAGGGAUUUCCUUCUCCAAUAUCUCUUCAACAUAUCCAAACAAAUUUCUCCUCAACUU